AUGCCUUCUACCAAUAAUAACGAACCGUUAUCACCAUCGAUAGUGGUGGAAGGAACUAUUACUACAACUCCUCCUUCUACGACGACGACGACAAAUUUACUUGGUAGGAAUGUUGAACACAAAGUUAAUAUACCAACAACAACAACAACACCUCUUUCUAAUACACAACAACAACAAAACUUAUCCGAGCCUUCUACAGUUAUAAAUGAUGUGGGGAAUAACCAAACAACAAUAGCUAUUCAGCCUUCUCUCGAACCAAAUAAUCAACAGGAAGAGAGAGACCGUGAUUAUGAUGAUGAUGAGGAAGAGGAACCAGAUACAAAACCAAGAUCCCGUUUCCGUAGAUUUAUUUCGCAUCUGUUUAGUAAAUCAUCAUCAUUUCUGAUGGGAUAUAGGUUUGUAAACUUCCCUGGUUUGCGAGCACAUAAUAGCAUUAAGGACCCAUACGAGAGAUUAUCAAUAGCUUACUAUUCAGUGUAUUUUGUUUUCCAUCUCUUCUUCAGCAUAUCAAGUAUGUACGAAAUUUUAUUAUUGAAUAUUCAUUCAUUUACCCUAUUCAUAAAUUAUUCAUAA
Naegleria gruberi is the source of this 573-nucleotide messenger RNA. RefSeq lists its product as uncharacterized. The coding region runs from base 1 to 573 and encodes 190 amino acids. NCBI's taxonomy places the organism in Eukaryota, Heterolobosea, Eutetramitea, Acrasida, Naegleriidae. The transcript has a single exon. The record is from RefSeq and is a predicted model, not a curated record.